Engraulis encrasicolus (European anchovy) is the source of this 600-nucleotide messenger RNA. RefSeq names its product ribosomal protein S15 (gene rps15). The transcript has 4 exons. Gene Ontology annotation, biological process: ribosomal small subunit assembly; translation. The coding region runs from base 117 to 554 and encodes 145 amino acids. Gene Ontology annotation, molecular function: RNA binding; structural constituent of ribosome. The record is from RefSeq and is a predicted model, not a curated record. Gene Ontology annotation, cellular component: cytosolic small ribosomal subunit; ribosome. Lineage: Eukaryota; Metazoa; Chordata; Actinopteri; Clupeiformes; Engraulidae.
AGCACCUCCUGGACGGCAGGUGGCGCGCUUUUUCCUGAGAGUUCGGCAUAAGAGACCAUCGACAAAUCCCGAGCAACGCCGUGCCUCCUUCCUUUUUCCGGUGGAACUCAGACAAGAUGGCGGACGCCGAGCAAAAGAAGAAGCGUACCUUCAGGAAGUUCACCUACAGAGGAGUGGACCUGGACCAGCUCCUGGACAUGUCCUAUGAGCAGCUGAUGCAGCUGUAUUGCGCCCGUCAGCGCCGCAGGCUGAACCGGGGUCUGCGCCGCAAGCACCAGUCCCUUCUGAAGCGCCUGCGCAAGGCCAAGAAGGAAGCUCCCCCCAUGGAGAAGCCAGAGGUGGUCAAGACCCACCUGAGAGACAUGGUCAUCCUGCCCGAGAUGGUUGGAUCCAUGGUCGGCGUGUACAACGGAAAGACCUUCAACCAGGUUGAAAUCAAGCCUGAGAUGAUCGGUCACUACCUGGGGGAGUUCUCAAUCACAUACAAGCCCGUCAAACACGGUCGCCCCGGUAUUGGAGCCACGCACUCUUCUCGCUUCAUUCCUCUGAAGUAAACUGUUGGUUAUGGGUGUGUAAAUAAAAGUGACUUCCAUGCCACAA